AUUUUGGCAUUAUUUUUUCUGUCAGAAUUUUAUUAUAAUCAAUUACAUAAAGCCGCGACAAGUUUCCUUGUUAAGAAAAUGAUAGAAAUUAUAUAUUAUUAACAAUUAUCAGAUACAAACUCCACAGCUUGGCACACCCCCCAGAUACCAGCUAGGUCAAUUACCAGAUACAACAUACAGUAUUUCCAAAUCCAAAACAACCCCCCUACAAAUCGCCGCCCUCUCAUUCCCAUCCCAUCCAUCUCUCAAUUCAUUUUUCUACGCCGUCCCCAUAUCUGAUAAAAAAGAAAAUGAAAAAAUUUGGACCCUUCUACUUCUGCUACAUGGUUGUGCUUCAGUCAACGACAACAUGGACAGCGAUGAAAUAUAUGACGCUGCUGGAGUUGUCAUUGGCGUCCUCGCCAUAAUCUUCCUCAUAGUCUUGAUCUCCUGCUGCAACCGAAGGCAAUCUCCCGUUGACCCGUCUGACCACAACGAAAGCUCUGCAACAAUCGAACAAGGCCUUGAUGAAGCCACCAUCUGCGGCUACCCGAAGCUACUUUACUCUGAGGCCAAGCUGCGAAUGGUUGGCUCUGUUUCAGCUCCUUCCUGUUGUUGCAUAUGCUUGGCAGACUUUGAAGACAAAGACGUCUUGCGAUCUGUCCCUAAUUGUGGCCAUUUCUUUCACCAAAUUUGUGUAGACAAAUGGCUGCAGCUUCAUCCCACUUGCCCAAUUUGCAGAAACUCGCCUCUGGAUCCAUCUGCAGUUUUGGUGACUUCUGUUGAGGUAGUUGAGGUAUAAAUGAUAGUCGAUUGUUGAUUAGAUGAUUUGGAGUUUUGGGUUGUAAUUUGUAAGCAUAUUUGUGAAUCAAGGCAGACAAACAAUUGACUUGCCCAUUAGUGGUGAUCAAAUCACGUCUCUUGUUCUUGUUGAUUCGACCCCAAUGUAAGAUUUGACGGAUAUUUCUUGAACUAGUGUGUGAUUAUUUUUCUUUUGGGAUUAGCAUUUAAAUUGAAAAUUUUUAUUUGAGGA
This is a messenger RNA of Prunus persica (peach), 1012 nucleotides long. Its product is annotated as RING-H2 finger protein ATL70. The transcript has a single exon. Lineage: Eukaryota; Viridiplantae; Streptophyta; Magnoliopsida; Rosales; Rosaceae. The record is from RefSeq and is a predicted model, not a curated record. Bases 350 to 781 code for a protein of 143 amino acids.